Hemicordylus capensis (graceful crag lizard) is the source of this 954-nucleotide messenger RNA. Its product is annotated as olfactory receptor 14A16-like. Lineage: Eukaryota; Metazoa; Chordata; Lepidosauria; Squamata; Cordylidae. The transcript has a single exon. Bases 1 to 954 code for a protein of 317 amino acids. Gene Ontology annotation, biological process: G protein-coupled receptor signaling pathway. Gene Ontology annotation, molecular function: odorant binding; G protein-coupled receptor activity; olfactory receptor activity. Gene Ontology annotation, cellular component: membrane. The record is from RefSeq and is a predicted model, not a curated record.
AUGCCCAACCAAACCACUGAAACUGGUUUCCUCCUCCUGGAAUUCUCUGAUAUCCGGGAGCUUCAAAUCUUACACUUUGUGUUGUUCCUUCUGAUUUAUCUGACAACCAUCAUGGGAAAUCUUCUCAUCAUCAUACUGGUAACCCUCAACCGACAGCUUCACACUCCCAUGUAUUUUUUCUUGAUGAAUUUGUCCAUCGCCGACACUGGCAACAUCUCUAUCAACACCCCCAAAGCCAUGAGCAAUUCCCUCAUGAACACCAGGCUCAUUUCAUAUAUAGGAUGUGUUUCUCAAGUCUUUUUCCUCAUCUUCUUUGCAGUAACCAACUUGUCCCUCCUCACAGUUAUGGCUUAUGACCGAUAUGUUGCCAUAUGCAAUCCACUGCGAUAUGAGACUGUGAUGAAUAUGGGAGCCUGUAUCCAAAUGGCCACUGGUGCAUGGGUCACUGGACUUGUCUUUGCUGUUUCACACACCAGGGGUACCUUCUCAAUAACCUUCUGCUCCAAUGCCAUAAACCAAUUUUUCUGUGAAAUCCCUCAACUGAUCAAACUCUCUUGUAAUGGCAAUUAUAUGAUGGAACUUGGAGUCAUUGUGUUCAUUGCAUCUGUAGCCUUUGGCUGCUUUGUCUUCAUCAUAUUCUCUUAUAUACAGAUCUUCACCAAUGUCCUGAGAAUCCCCUCUGUGCAGGGAAGGAAGAAAGCUCUGUCUACCUGCUUGCCCCACCUCAUUGUUGUCACCUUGUUUAUCUGCACUGGCACUCUUGCCUACUUAUGUCCAACUGGCAAGGCCCCCAAAGAUCUGCUUAUGAUGAUUGCUGUCCUAUAUUCCAUGUUGCCACCCAUGAUGAACCCAGUGAUCUACAGCAUGAGAAACCAAGAGAUUAGAUCUGCCCUGUCCAAACUUUUUGGAUGGAGUCUAUGUUCAAAUAACCAAAUGUCAGUUAUCAUUUUGUAG